AUGGCGGAGAAGGUAAUGAUUAGCUCCGUCUGUUGGGUCCCUCGAGGCCGCAGUUCUAAUAACCCUCGUAGUUGUAUAUUAGAGGAGCAGGAUAUAUCUGAGUUGCUGCAGCAGCAGCAGCAGCAAGAUAGCAGCAGCAGCAGCAGCAGCAAGAAGGAGCAGCGGAAGCAGCAGCAGAAGCUGCUGCGGCAGCAAGCAGCAGCACAAGAUGAUGAGAGCGAGGAAGCAGAUUCAGAUAAAGGAAUGGAGGAAGAUGAAGAAACUGACGAUGAUGACGAGGGUUUAUUGAAUGGAGUGUUUGGCGUGGUGUCAUCGGAUGGGCCAACAGCAUUGGCGGAUAAAAGUGUUAAUUUAUCAGCAGAAGAUGAGAAAGAAGAAGAAGAAGCAAAUAAAAUAUUAGAUACAGAUUUAGUUCUUGUUGCUGCUGCUGCUGAUCACGAUCUUAGUACUCUUGAGGUGUAUGUACAUGAUGUUAAUGCAGGAAGUCUUUAUGUACAUCAUGAUAUCAUGUGUGGAGGGUUCCCAUUAUGCUUGGAGUGGUUAAGCCUUAUGCCGGGAGAAAUGAAGAAAAAUUUAAUUGCGGUUGGAAGUUUUGACAAUUUUAUUUCUAUUUUUGAUUUAGAUGUAUUGGAUACACUUGAACCUGUAUAUACACUUGGACUGCAGCAGCAGCAGCAGCAGCAGCAGCAGCAGCAGCAGCAGAGUGCAGCAACAGGGAAGAAGGGAAAAAGAAAAAAUAAAAAGAUGCAGACGCCCGAUGCUCAUGAAGGACCGGUUAUGGCGCUGCAUGCAUCGCCAUUGAAACCAGAGGCUCUGGCGAGUGGUAGUGCCGAUGAGACAGCGAAGGUUUGGGAUUUAACAACUGGCAAUUGUUUAGCCACUUAUAAAUUCCAUCAGAACAAGGUACAAGCUGUAUUAUGGCAUCCCUCUGAGGCCUCAAUGUUGGCGACGGCGUCUUAUGACCGAACUGUUCGUCUUAUUGAUGUUAGACAACCUAAUGUUGCGGUAAGGGUUUAG
Messenger RNA from Eimeria maxima, 1017 nucleotides. RefSeq lists its product as hypothetical. Gene Ontology annotation, biological process: rRNA processing. Gene Ontology annotation, cellular component: nucleus. The record is from RefSeq and is a predicted model, not a curated record. The transcript is spliced from 5 exons. Bases 1 to 1017 code for a protein of 338 amino acids. Lineage: Eukaryota; Apicomplexa; Conoidasida; Eucoccidiorida; Eimeriidae. Gene Ontology annotation, molecular function: protein binding.